This is a messenger RNA of Taeniopygia guttata (zebra finch), 1078 nucleotides long. Its product is annotated as reticulocalbin-3. The record is from RefSeq and is a predicted model, not a curated record. NCBI's taxonomy places the organism in Eukaryota, Metazoa, Chordata, Aves, Passeriformes, Estrildidae. Gene Ontology annotation, molecular function: calcium ion binding. Gene Ontology annotation, cellular component: endoplasmic reticulum.
CGCUGAUUGGUCGAUAACCGCAAAGGGGGCGUGGCCAAAGCUGUGAGGGGCAGCGGGACCCCCCCGGGGUUGGGGCAGGACGAGACGAGAUGCAGCUGUGGCCGCUCUGGCCCCUGCUGGCUCUGGCCCUCGGGGGGUCCCCCCACGCCCCCCACCCACAUUUCGGGGCUCCCCCCUCGCACGACCACGACCCCGAGGGGCUUUUUUGGGACCACGCGGCCAUUUGGGGAGCGCAGGAGGCGCGGGAGCAGCGGGAGCUGCCCCCCGAGGAGUCGCGACGGCGUCUGGGGCUGCUGGUGUCGCGCAUGGACGCGGACGGCUCGGGGCAAGUCUCGCGAGAGGAGCUGCGCGGCUGGAUCCUGCGCAGGCACGGCGGCGCCCGCCAGGAGGCGCUGCGGGAUCACCGCGCGCGCCUCGACCGCGACCGCGACGGCGCCGUCACGUGGAGCGAGUUCGCGCGGGAGAACUUCGGGGAGAGCCAGGAUUUUGGGGGCUCCCCUGACCCCGAUUCCCACCGGAAGCUUCUGGAACGUUCCCGGCGCCGUUUCCGGGCGGCCGACGAGGACGGGGACGGGCGGCUCGAGGCCGCCGAGCUCGACGCCUUCCUGCACCCCGAGGACUUCCCCCGGCUCCAGGACCUGGUGGUGCAGGAGACGAUCGAGGACCUGGACCGGGACGGGGACGGAUUCAUCCAGGUGGACGAGUACAUCGCUGAUUUAUUCGAGGGCCCCCCGGGCUCCCCGGAGCCCCCCGAAAUCCUCCGGGAACGGGAACAAUUCCUGCGGAAUCGGGAUCGCGACGGCGACGCCCGACUGGGACCCGACGAGGUCAAAUUUUGGCUCAGCCCCCCCAGCCCCGACUGGGCCGGGGUCGAGGCCGAGCACCUGAUCCACCACGCCGACCUGGACCAGGACGGGGCCCUGACCCGGGAGGAGAUUUUGGGGCGUUGGGAACUUUUCGUGGGGAGCCGCGCCACCGACUACGGGCAGGACCUGCACCGGGCCCACGACGAGCUCUGAGCCCCAAAAACCCCAAAAACAGCCCCAAAAAUAGUCCCAAAAAUUCCCAGAAAUAGUCC